AUGUCAGAUGUCACCAAGACCGUCCAGAAAUGGCACGCGAGUUUUAAAAAAGGCACGGACUUUGACUCUUGGGGACAAUUAGUGGAAGCAAUUGAUGAGUAUCAGAUACUUGCAAGGCAACUACAGAAAGAAGCCCAGUCUUCAAAUUCCUGUGAUUUCACUGAGGACCAAAAGAAAACUUUAGGAAAGUGUGCAACAUGCCUUGAAAUGAGAAGCGCUGCCUUACAGUGCACACAAUCCCAAGAAGAUUUCAAGUUGGAGGACCUGAAGAAACUGGAACCUAUCAUCAAGAAUAUCCUCACGUACAACAAAGAUUUCCCGUUUGAUGUGCAGCCAGUGCCUUUAAGGAAAAUCCUUGCCCCAGGGGAAGAGGAGAAUCUGGAAGUAGAAGAGGAAGAGGAUGCUGCCACAGGAGCUGGUUCACCAGAAUCCUUCCCCUCCAGAGUGCCAGGUACUUUGUUGCCACGACUACCCUCUGAACCUGGAAUGACUCUACUCACACUUAAGAUUGAGAAGAUUGGUCUUAAAGACGCAGGGCAAUGCAUUGACCCUUACAUAACAGUUAGUGUAAAAGACCUGAAUGGCGUUGAUUUGAACCCUGUUCAGGACACUCCAGUUGCUACACGCAAGGAGGACACAUAUAUUCAUUUCAGUGUGGACGUGGAGAUCCAGAAACAUCUUGAAAAAUUACCAAAAGGGGCAGCUAUUUUCUUUGAAUUUAAACACUACAAACCCAAGAAAAGGUUCACCAGCACUAAGUGCUUUGCAUUCAUGGAAAUGGAUGAGAUCAAACCAGGUCCCAUUGUAAUUGAGCUGUACAAGAAGCCAACUGACUUCAAGAGGAAGAAGCUUCAUCUCCUGACCAAGAAACCACUCUAUCUUCAUCUUCAUCAGACUUUACACAAAGACUAAGGCCUGACGUGGGCACAGGCAUGUGAGACAACAUCCAGACACUAACACAACCCACCACACACAAUUUACCAGUUGAAAUGCACACAAGAUAUCUGCUGAAGUUUUGGUGGAACACAUCUACAUUCUUAGCAAUACAGACUACGACAUGAUUCUCAUGUCACGGGUGUUUCUCACCUGAAGAGGGAUGAGGGUAUGACAAGAUCCCUUGGAACUUAACAGUAUGUGGCCUAUUGAAAUUCUUUGCAGCAUGACAUUUUCUGAAGACAGAUUAGUCUCCUCCAGAAGUUCUGACAACCCACCACACCUCUGGUCUUCCUCAGUCUCUUCAUGUGAACCGAAGAAGAGGCCUUGGUAGACACUGAAUUGUCAGUUGUGGGAGGUGCUCAUGUAGCUAUGUUCUCAUCAAUAAGUGCCAGUGGUCUACUUUUCUGCUAAAACCACUGAGGAGAUUGAUGCCUGUAUUCAGCUUGCUGUUCCCUUGCUUCAGUUUUGAGUUCCAAUAUCACAUAUGUAUUCAAAGUACUUGAAUGGAAUUAACUGUUUUAACUUUUUAUAAGUACCAUAUGCCCAAAGAAGUGAGCAAGACGUGUCAGAGGGUCUAGCACAGUAAAGUGAAGGAGUCAGUGAUGAGAUGGAGAAAUAUUGUGAGGUAACCAAAGGAACUGGCAGGUUAGUUAGCUGGCUAAUGAAAAGAUGAGAAGUUUUGGCACAUGUGUUACUUCCUCAUGGUCUUUGGCCUCCACUGUUUUUUUUUCUUCUUUUUUUAUUGUUACCUUUGCAUUUGGCAGUCCCUCACACAAUAAUGAUAAAGUGUCACGCAUGUAAAGACUGGCUUCCCAUAUUUAUUGGCCAGUCACCUGAAGUUCAGUCACAGUUUCUUUAAAUCUCACAAGAAGACAAUGUUGAGAAGAAUAAUUUUCCAUUGAAGUCAUCAGUUCGUGAACAAAUAUAUUUGUCAGUUUUGAGUGGAAAUUGUAGUGCCAUUCAUGAAUUUGAAACUGGAAUCAUAGCCAGUAGCCCAGUCCCGAAUGAAACCCAAGCAAACACACACUAACCGCUAUGAAUAACAAUCACCAAGUUUUGACAAGUGCUUAAACAUCUUCAGUCAAUACCUUGCAUAUGUUGUUCAUAAACCUGCGAAAGUGAGAAAUCAGUGGUGGUGCUAACAUUGCUAGCUGCACAAUAACAUGCUGACCAUGUAAGUGUAACAAAUAAACAGUUACAAGUGAACUAAUAUCACGUGAUCUUAUAUUGUAUGUACAUGUUUAAGUAAAGCCAGUGAAGCAAAACCCACUGAGUCUUUAAUAAAACCCAGAGGUAAUGUGA
Molecule: messenger RNA, 2238 nt
Organism: Chanos chanos (milkfish)
Lineage: Eukaryota; Metazoa; Chordata; Actinopteri; Gonorynchiformes; Chanidae
Gene: aida
Product: axin interactor, dorsalization associated
Exons: 10
Coding region: 1-912 (303 amino acids)
Biological process (GO): determination of ventral identity
Cellular component (GO): membrane
Molecular function (GO): phosphatidylinositol binding
Source: RefSeq, a predicted model, not a curated record